Molecule: messenger RNA, 1114 nt
Organism: Phalacrocorax carbo (great cormorant)
Lineage: Eukaryota; Metazoa; Chordata; Aves; Suliformes; Phalacrocoracidae
Source: RefSeq, a predicted model, not a curated record
AUGUCCUCCAGGCCACUCCUUGAAAACAAGUCCGAUGAGAGGAAAUUUAGUCUUGAGAAGGACCCUGCCAAAUCUGUCUGCACCCUGACAGUGAGCAAAGUAACUCUGCAAGACUCGGCUACCUACUACUGUGCGAGGCAGACGCCAGCAAGAGCCAUCAGGAUGCUGCUGCUCCCGCUCCUGGCCCUGGCUGCAGCCUGGUCUCAGCGCUCCUUGUGUUUUCUCUCCUUCUUUCUAGACGGACAAGUGCUUCUGAAGCAGAGCCAAGUAUCUACUACCAAACGGCAAACGAAAACUGCACGGAUUGAGUGUAAAGCCGAGGGCAUAUCUGACUUCCGGUCUGCGUAUAUACAUUGGUACCGACAUAUACCACCCAAAGCUCCCGAACGGAUUCUGUAUAUCGGAUCAGCUCAACCUGUUUAUGAUGACAGUUCCUACAGAAACAAGUUUGGGUCUUCAAAGAAAGACACAGAUGUCUGCACUUUAACUGUCAGGGACAUCGACUCCAGCGAUGAAGGUUUAACCCACACGGGCAACAUGUUGCUGCUCCCAGUCCUUCUUGCAAGUUCUCUGUGGUCCCGUGGAGACACGCAGGCAGUGCCAGUGCAAACCCCAGCGCUCCGGAGGCAGGUGAAGGGCAGCUCUGUCAGCAUGGAGUGCCGGAUGAGCGCCGAUAACACUGUGCACUGGUACAAACAUCUUCCUGGGCAGCCACCAAAGAGGAUACUGUACAUGUCGGGGCAGUCACCUGUUUUUGAUGACAGUGCUGAUAAAAGGAGAUUUCAAACUCGGAAGCAUUCUACGAAGCCCCUCUAUAGUCUUAGGAUAGGUUAUUUAACGCCGAGUGAUUCUGGCACUUACUACUGUGCCUACUGGUUUUUUCAAGGCAUCACAGUGUUAGAUCGGCAAAGAUUAGCCAUACAAAAAGGUCGUUUUGCACUCUGAACCACAAGAUCUGAACUCUGCCAAAAUCCAGAGACUUCCCUGUUCCACUCCCCUCUCAUGAUUUUCUGCAACUGGAUAAGGAUUACAGCAAUUUGUUUCUGACAAACGCUAAACAUAUGAUGAUAACGAUCACCAUAUCAUUUCAGUACUCACGCAUGUCUGUAAUAUC